AUGUAUUCAGACACCGUCACCAGAUUCAUCACCCAGGGUGCCAAAUUGUACUCUAGCAAAGACUAUGAACAGGCCGCCACCAGCUAUGCCGACGCGUGUGCUGCAUUCAAUGAGGAGCACUCACGGGACGACCCGGACCUUCUUUUACUCUACGGAAAAGCCCUCUUCCAGAACGGCGUGGCCAAAUCUGGCGUAUUGGGUGGUGUGAGUACGGUGAGCAGAUCGGAAGAUCAAUCAAGUGGCCUGGCAGAAAACCAGGAUGACGAGGAUGAGAGCGGAUUUCAGUUCCACGAAGGCACGGCUGAAGGGGACAUGGACGACGAGGAAGAGGAUCACGUGCCCCUGGCCGAAGAAGACGGGGAUUCUGACACAGAAACCGCCGGCGAGGCAGGCAACGCCGACAACUCGGACGAUGAGGAAGGUGCUCCCGAAGAAGAGCAGUCGGAUUUCGAGGCAGCUUGGGAUAUCCUCGACCUCACGCGGGCAUUGUUGGAGAAAGUCGUGGAGGAUUCGGCGCAAAACGCCGCGGAUUUGCAGCCGCCAUAUUUGGUCUCUGAUGACGCGGAGCCAUCCAAUAAAUAUGUCGAGACCAUCAAGAAAUUGUCCGAAACCUACGACCUUCUUGGCGAAGUGUCAUUGGAGACCGAGAACUUUCUGCAGGCAGCGACGGACUUGGAGGCCUGUCUAGAAUUGCGCAAGAAAUUGUACAGCGGGACCACGUCCUCGUGGAUCUCGGAGUCCCACUACAAGUUGUCGUUGGCCCUUGAAUUCUGCAUUGAGGACCCGGACCUGAGAUCCAAGGCCGCCGGUCACGUGAGACUGGCAAUCGCAGUGGUUAAGGCCCAGGCAGAGAACCAGCCCGACUUGGACGAUACGAAAAAGACUGAAAACGCGGGCUUGCUCCGUGAUUUGGAAGAGAGGCACAAAGAACUCCAGAAGGACCCCGAGAAGGAGGUCGAGGCCGAGCAGUUGGACAUCAUCAAGGGUCUUUUGGGCGAGGCUGUGGCUGGCUCUGGGGCCGCACGUGCAUUCACCGAAACGGCGGAAAAGCCUACAGUGAACGACUUGUCCUCGAUGGUCAAAAAAAGAAAGGCCAAGCCGGUGAGCGAUGCGGCAAAAAAGCCCAAGAAGGAAUAG
This is a messenger RNA of Metschnikowia bicuspidata var. bicuspidata NRRL YB-4993, 1137 nucleotides long. RefSeq lists its product as uncharacterized. The transcript has a single exon. Gene Ontology annotation, cellular component: nucleoplasm. Lineage: Eukaryota; Fungi; Ascomycota; Pichiomycetes; Serinales; Metschnikowiaceae. Gene Ontology annotation, biological process: CENP-A containing chromatin assembly; DNA replication-dependent chromatin assembly. The record is from RefSeq and is a predicted model, not a curated record. Gene Ontology annotation, molecular function: histone binding. Bases 1 to 1137 code for a protein of 378 amino acids.